GAAGCGACCAUCGAGCCGACAUCACGUACUUUCGCGCAGUGUAUUAUGAGCAUAAGCGUAUUUUAGGUGGCUCCCGCGAUACCGGUUUUCAAGCUGCGUACGGGUGGCAAGCAAAUACACAUUUGAAUAUCAUAUGUCCGAAAUGUAAUUGAGGAUAAAGAAUUCCAUCGUUAACGGCGUGUGACAUUUAUCACGUUGGAUACCUAGCAGAAAUAUUUUGAGCAAUUAUUGCAAUUUAUAAUCUUUAGAAUAAACGAAAAAUGGCCGCGAGAAACCUCACUCCCCAGCAGGGAUUGGGCUUCUUUGGACUCCUAAUCCUGCUCUGUUCGGCGGUUUUGGGCAAGUCGCAAAUGUGCGAAGUGGAGACCGGUCAAACGAAUAUUAUUCUGGAUAUCGAGGAAAGCCGUGAGUCUUUCAUUGGACAGCCAACCACACCGCCAGAGCUUCCAAUUUUCGGCGAUCCGGAGACGGAAAUCGCAUUGAAUUUGGUCUUUCCGAAAGGCCAGCCGAUUUUUCAGCUAAACGGCAAGAAACUACAACUACUGCAGCCUCUGGACCGAGAUGAGGAGAAUCUCAGUCACAUUGUCUUCCAGGUCUCCUGCACCAUUAGGUCCACGAACAAGAAGCGCACCAUUCCCAUUAUUGUUCGGGUGUCGGACAUAAAUGACAAUGCGCCGCGUUUCAUGAACACGCCCUAUGAGGUUACCGUUCCCGAGAGCACACCGGUGGGAACCACUAUUUUUCGAAACAUUCAGGCCCUCGAUAAGGAUGCAGGUGUGAACGGGCUGGUUGAGUACUUUAUAGCCGAGGGAAGUGCCAAUUCUACAGAUAUUGAGAAGUAUAGUGCCGAUGGCUAUGGCACCUUUGCCAUAUCGUUUCCCCACCAGGGUCAGGUUACGGUAGCCAAGACUUUGGACUUUGAGAAGAUACAAACCUAUUAUCUCACUAUUGUGGCUUCGGAUCGGGCGCGCAAUACCGCAGAUCGUCUGUCGUCGACCACAACCUUGACGGUGAAUAUAGCCGAUUCGAAUGAUUUGGAUCCAUCGUUCAUAUACAGCGGAUGUGCCUCCCUGGAUGGGGCCUGCAUAAAUCCGGAGUACUCCGCCUCCGUGCCAGCGGGAUCAUUGCUGGGAGUUCUAACAGUUCUACCCGAGAGGAUUCAAGCUGUAGAUCUAGACACCAUUAACUCCCCGAUCCGCUAUAGUUUUGCCAGUGGAAUGCCUGGCAACUACGCUGACUACUUCCAGAUCGAUGAGCAUACGGGCGUGCUAAAGCAAACCAAGGCAAUUGACACUUCGACUGCGAAGAAGUAUGACAUAAUCGUGAAGGCAGAGGAGGUGGCGCCGGGACCGCAGCGAUUCACAACGGCCAAGUUGGCCAUUGCCGUUAAGCCAGUGGACGCCAAUCCGCCCGUGAUCUCGUCCUCCCAAACCGAGGGCUACGUGGACGAGAACUCGCCCAUCGGAACUAGGGUGUUGGACUCACAUGGCAACCCCAUAUCGUUCCGAACCACAGAUGCCGACCUGAGUGACUCCGAUCCGAAGCCAGACUAUAUCUACGAGCUGACCACGCCGUCGUUCAAUGUGACCAGCGAUGGCAUACUGAUUGUCAACGAGGACAACCUCGAUCGCGACCCGCCAGCUCCAGGUCGUUUCAAGUUUCAGGUGGUGGCCCGGGAACCGCGAACCAAUGCGGCCAGUGCCCCGCUCAGUCUUACGGUCCACCUGCGCGACGUGAACGACAACGCGCCCAAGCUGGCCAUGGUGCCGCCCAUCUCCAUCACUGCCGGCGAUCAGAGCGAGAGUCGCCUGGUCACCCAGGUCGUGGCCAGCGACAACGACGAGGGCCCCAAUGCCGUGGUCACCUACUCCAUCUACCACGUCUCGAACAACGGCCUGGCCAAGUUCACCAUCAACGAGACGACGGGUGAGAUCCGGACCCAAGGACGUCUGCUUGCGGGCGAGCAAUAUAGCAUUACGGUGCAGGCCAUCGACAUCGGGGCACUGUCCUCCCAGGCCAUUGUCGAGGUGAGUGUGACGCCGGGUCCGAACACAAAGCCCCCUCGCUUCCAGAAACCCAUCUACGAGGUGCAGGUGAGCGAGGGUGCGGAGAUCAACUCCACGGUCACGGUCGUUCAUGCCGAGGAUCCGGAGAACGAUGCAGUGGUCUACUCCAUCAUGUCGGGCAACGAUCUGCGGCAAUUCGCGGUGGGUCAGGAGAGCGGCGUCAUCAUAGUCAUCCGGAAGCUGGACCGGGAGAGUCUGACCCGCUACCAAUUGAUCCUGAAGGCGGAGGACACCGGUGGCCUCUCGAGCAGUGCCACCGUGAACAUCAAGGUGACGGACAUCAACGACAAGAACCCGGAGUUCGAUGCCUCCACCCUGCCGUAUGUCUUCCAAGUGGACGAGGGCAAGGCCCAGGCUUCCGUGGGAGUGGUGCACGCCACCGACGCCGAUGAGGGCAUCAAUGCCGAGAUCACCUACUCCAUACCCACGGACAUACCCUUCACCAUCAAUGCCACUUCCGGGGAGAUCCUGACCGCCAAGCAACUGGACUACGAGCAGCUGAACGAGUACAAGUUUGUGGUCACCGCCAAGGAUGGAGCUCCCGACGCCCGACUGGGCACGGCCAGUGUCACGGUGAUGGUGCUCGACCUGCCGGACGAGGUGCCCAAGUUCAGCGAUGCCCGCAUCGACGUGCACAUUCCGGAGAACGAGGAGAACUUCCUGGUGGCCACGGUGCAAGCCUUUGAUCCGGACUCUGUUCCGGAAAUAACCUACGUUCUGCGCCAGGGCAAUGCUGAGCUCUUCCGGGUCUCAGACAAAACCGGAGAGGUGAGGACCAUCAAGGGAUUGGACUUCGAGAGCCAGAAGCAGCACCAGCUGACCAUUGGAACCAUUGAGAACGAUGGCGAUGGGCCAGGAGAUACCAUUCAGCUGGUCGUGGAUGUGGAGGAUCGCAACGAUCUGCCACCGAGAUUCAUAACCGUUCCCGAUCCCGUGACCGUGAACGAUGACCAGGGCAUAGGCACCAUCAUAGCCACCCUGCCGGCCAUCGACGAGGAUGGCACUUCGCCCGGCAAUGUGGUUCGCUACGAGAUCGUGGGUCGUGGCAAGGCGCCCAAGUACUUCCAAGUGGACCCGGACACGGGUGCGGUUCGCAUCAGAGACGAGCUGCGCAAGGAGGAGGACACGGAGUACCAGGUGGACAUCAGGGCCUACGACCUGGGUGAGCCGCAGCUCAGUUCGGUGGCUCCGCUGCGAGUCGAUGUGCACCACCUUCUGGCCAAUGGCAACAAUGAAAUCAAAUCGGACAGCGGCAAGUUGGAAAGCGGCAUGGUGAUGAGCAGUGAAAGCAUUGGGCUGGCCUUCAGCGACGACAGCUACACCACCAGUGUGCCGGAGUCCAUGGAAACGAACAGCACCCUCAAGCUCAUUCAGAUAGUGAACUCAAAGGUAUCGGCCGAUGGACCACCGGCCUUCAGGUGUGAUAUUGUGCGCGGCAAUGACGGGGGUACCUUCAACCUGAGUUCCGCUGACCAUGGCUGCAACCUAUUGCUCAUGCAACCGCUGGACUUUGAGAACAGGACCUCGUACACGAUCCAGCUGCGCCUCACAUCCCAUCGGUAUUUCGUCAACCCGCUGAAGGACACCGCCACCGUGGAUAUAAUAGUCCAGGAUGAGAACGACAAUGCGCCGGAGUUUGAGUUCAACAGGCUGCGCGGUCAGCAGGACACAUUCUACACCGUGGUAACCGAGGAAAUGGAUGUGGACACCACCAUUUUGCAGGUGCGUGCCACAGAUCGGGAUUCGGGUAAAUUCGGCACCGUUCGCUACGCUCUCUACGACGAUGAUGAAAACCGGGUUAAUAUGCCCACCAGCUUUUUCAUGAUGUCGGAGGAUAGUGGAGUGUUGCGCACCGCAAGGCAUUUUAAGAGUGAAAACGAUUUUCCGCUGACCUUUUUGGUGGAGGCUCGCGAUAGUGAUGCCCAGGAGCAGGGAUCUCAUCGCACCAGAGCCCGCAUAGUCGUGAACAAGCUGGCGGAUAUUAAUCGAAUGGCAUUGUCCUUCCCGAACGCGGCACCCGGAGAUCUGCGCAACUACUACACCGAACUGGAGGAGCUGCUGGACAAGAAGACGGGACUAGUCAGCGGCAUCGAGCGCAUGAGCAGCCAAAAGUACCUGGCCAAGAAUGGAUCAGUGAUCGAGAACCCAGCCGCCACGGACAUAUGGUUCUAUCUGAUCGAUCCGAAGACGGAACAGUUGGUGAGCCGUAAGGAUAGCAUUGUGGCGACCACUCUACUGGAACCAGCUGCGCGAUCCGAACUGAACAUUGCCCUGCCCAGGGCCACAGCCGAUAAUAUAUCAUUUCCGCUUGAGCGAAAUGAGCAGGUUCACAAGGUUAAGGCCGCUGUGGCCCUCGAUAAUGAAGUCUUCCCCUUCACUCUUAUUGCCAUAUCACUUGUUAUACUCAUACUGGGCACAAUCGGCAUCAUUUACAUAUGCAUUUCAUGGUCAAAAUACAAAAACUUUAAGCAACGCAUGCGCCAGUAUUCGUCCACGAAUCCAAGCCGUUACGAUCCGGUGAUCGUUAACCAGCAGGCCUCCAAUGCCAGUGAAACCAUAGCCAACAUGAAGGAGUACGAAACGCAGAUGCUGGCGAUGGCAGUGCCACCGGAUGUGGAUGACGAUCUGCAGCUGGACUUUAGCGCCAAAAACCAUGCCUUCUCGCUGGACAACGUUAGCUACAUAACGCACAAGGAGAACACCAAUGGGGGCGGUGGUCAGUCCAGUCCAUCCCACUCGGACGCCACGACGGCCACCAUUGCCACGCUGCGUCGGCACAAGAACCUCAACAAUGCCAACAUGAACAACAAUCUGGCCAUAAACAACAGGCAGAAUACCUUCAAUCGCACCCUGGAAAUGAACACUCGCAACAAUGCCAACCCACUGGGAUCCCCGCCGAACGGAGGUGCCCAUUCGGGGACCUUGACGCUGGGUCGCAUCAAGCACCAGAACAGUAACCAUUACCAGAACGGCGCCUACAAUAUAGAUCCCACUGGGCCCAACAACAUGGCAAAUGCCAAGAAUAAUGCCUACAGUACGAUGGGCAGGCGGGGAAACACAUUCAGCGACGUGGGAUUGCUCAAUGGCAACGGUGAGCUGAUGAAUGCCACCCUGGGUCGAAAUGGCCAGCUCAACAACCGACUUUAUGGGGCGGAAGUGCCCAUCACAAAUCCGCUGUUUCAAAGGUCCAGUUCUGAUCACAACCACUUGAGCAGCACAAAUGAGAACGUUUCCUUUGGCAAAAGGGACUAUGGCCAAAUAGGCUUCUCCUAUCUGAACGAUUUGGAUCGCUCGGAGGUUGAGACUACCACGGAGCUGUAGGCAAACGAUUAAGAUAACUGGUUCCAACACUUAACAAACUUUGUUAAUAUAUUUAGCUGCCAAUUUUUAACUUUAAUAGCGCAUUUUAACAACGAGAGCGGUUGCCAUCAAUCCAUAAUCAUAGCAUAUGCAAUCUGUAAAUAUUCGAGUAGAGAUACUGAUUGGAGGAACUGAAUACUGAUAUAUUUAACUGUGCUUUAAGAUCAAAUAAUUACAGUCAUUACUUUUAAGCAAACAGAGUGCAUACUUUAUAUCUUUAAGGUAACUGCAAAAGCUAUGCAUUUUUAUAAAGAAAUU
Molecule: messenger RNA, 5684 nt
Organism: Drosophila gunungcola (fruit fly)
Lineage: Eukaryota; Metazoa; Arthropoda; Insecta; Diptera; Drosophilidae
Gene: Cad99C
Product: cadherin-99C
Exons: 12
Coding region: 261-5387 (1708 amino acids)
Biological process (GO): homophilic cell-cell adhesion
Cellular component (GO): catenin complex; plasma membrane
Molecular function (GO): calcium ion binding; cadherin binding
Source: RefSeq, a predicted model, not a curated record